Lasiodiplodia theobromae is the source of this 1722-nucleotide messenger RNA. Its product is annotated as Serine family protein. The coding region runs from base 1 to 1722 and encodes 573 amino acids. The transcript is spliced from 2 exons. NCBI's taxonomy places the organism in Eukaryota, Fungi, Ascomycota, Dothideomycetes, Botryosphaeriales, Botryosphaeriaceae. Gene Ontology annotation, molecular function: serine-type exopeptidase activity; dipeptidyl-peptidase activity. Gene Ontology annotation, biological process: proteolysis. The record is from RefSeq and is a predicted model, not a curated record.
AUGAUGCUCCAGUCAAGCUUCCGCCGCGCUUUGCCUUUGGUGCUUGCCUGCACUUACCUUCAACAUGCUCACGCCAUAGGCAUCGUCGGCGGCUCCAAGCAGAUGCAGCUGGCUGACAUGGCUGAGAGGGGAUUGUUUCCUGAUGGCACGCCUAUGGACAUCCCACUGGGAAUUAAGGUCUCAAAACUCUACACUCCUGCUUUGAACGUUGCGGCCAAAAACACCACCGAAGUCAUCAACCCGGAGUUCGUAACACUGCCUCUCGACCACUUUGGCGACGAUUCAGGCACUUUUGAGAACCGCUUCUGGGUCGCCGAGUCCGGCUACAAGGGCGCUGGCCACCCAGUCUUCAUUUAUGACGCGGGCGAGGCCGAUGCCGAGCCGAACGCGCUCUUCCGUCUGAAGAACGAGACGUCCUUCUUCAAACAGAUCGUCGAUGCCUUCGGCGGCAUCGGCAUCGUCUGGGAGCACCGCUACUACGGCGCUUCCGUCCCGGUCAACAUCAGCCUCGACACCGACCCUGAGGAUUUCAUCUACCUGACCUCGGAGCAGGCGCUGGCCGACGUGCCCGCCUUCGCUGCCAACUUCUCGCGCGCCAACUUCCCGGAUGUCGACUUCAGCCCCUCGACCACGCCGUGGAUCUUCAUCGGCGGCUCCUACCCGGGCAUGCGUGCCGCCUUCAUGCGCCAGCACUACCCGGACACCAUCUUCGCCUCAUACGCGUCGUCGGCGCCGGUACAGGCGCAGAACGACAUGUCCGUCUACUUCGAGCCCGUCUACCGCGGCCUGAACGCCUACGGCUUCGGCAAUUGCUCCAAGGACAUCCACGCCGCCAUCAACUACAUGGACGACCUGAUGGAAGACGACGCCGCCGCCGCGGCGCUCAAGACGCGUUUCCUCGGCCGCAACGCCGACAAGAACUCCAACGCCGGCUUCGGCGACGCGCUGUCGACCAUCUUCUGGUACUGGCAGUCGUACGGCGUCGAGUACGGCCUGCGCCCCUUCUGCGACUGGCUCGAGACGGACCACGGCGCCAGCGGCAACGCCAGCACGAACGGCACCGUCGCGGGCGCCGAUGGCUGGGCACCCUCGCGCGGGCCCGAGUUCGUCGUCAAGCAGUGGGCCGCUUACCCGAACUUCGCCGCCACCGUGAGCUCGUUCCUGGAUACGGAGUGCGAGAGCCCCGUCUCGUCAGCCCGCAACACCACCGCCCCCGAAUGCAACCUGGAGAAGCGCUUCGAGGACCCGUCCUCGGUCAGCUGGACGUGGCAGUACUGCACCCAGUGGGGCUUCCUGCAGUCGGCCAACCUGGGCCCCGGCCAGAUCGUCUCGCGCUGGAACAGCCUGCAGCACCAGGCCGACAUCUGCCGCCGCCAGUUCCCCACGGCCAACACCACCCUGCUCCCCGAGUGGCCGCGCGACAACGAGACCAACGAGUCCCUGGGCGGCUGGGGCAUCCGCCCCUCCAACGUCUACUGGUCCGGCGGCGAGUUCGACCCCUGGCGCACCCUGAGCCCGCUGUCGUCCGAGUCCUGGGCCCCACACCCCAAGAUGAUCCAGGACGCCCCGCGUUGCGGCGAGAGCACCAGCGAGGACGAGAUCUUCGGCUACGUCAUUCCUGGCGCGCAGCAUUGCUAUGACUUCCGGACCACGUUUGCGCCCGGUGCCAUUAGCAGAAAGUACUUCACCGAUGCGUUGACGGAGUGGUUGAAGUGCUUUUAG